Danio aesculapii is the source of this 4248-nucleotide messenger RNA. It is a transcript of the gene ppp1r15b, whose product is annotated as protein phosphatase 1 regulatory subunit 15B. The transcript has 2 exons. The coding region runs from base 839 to 2776 and encodes 645 amino acids. The record is from RefSeq and is a predicted model, not a curated record. Lineage: Eukaryota; Metazoa; Chordata; Actinopteri; Cypriniformes; Danionidae. Gene Ontology annotation, biological process: response to endoplasmic reticulum stress. Gene Ontology annotation, cellular component: endoplasmic reticulum; protein phosphatase type 1 complex. Gene Ontology annotation, molecular function: protein phosphatase regulator activity.
UCUGAUGAAAUCUCUCCGCUUUAGCUCCGCGGCUAGCGAGCGAGACGGCGACGUCAACGAGUCUCUAUACCAAGUAUUUCUGCUUAAAACGAAUUUAAAGUGAUUCAGUUUUUGUCGUAACUUUAAGGAGAGCGCUUUGACUCGAUUUUGAUGAUUCAGCCGUUUUUUCUCCAACAGCUUACAGUAUUUUCGUCCGAAAACGCGGCUCGAUUGAGGUGACAGAAGACUGACAGUUGAAAACCCGACGCUCGCUUCCUCUCAGACGUCAAAAUGGCUUUUGUUUCAAGCUUUCCUUUGGAGUUUACCAGCCUAUUUUACUCUUACUACACUUCAAAACGCUUGUCAAUUCCUUCUGCUGUUUCUACGAUCCCUUCAACCCGAAAUAAUUGGUGUUAUUCUCCUCAGGACGGCACAGUUGGCGGCAACGCUGCGGUCAAUAUGGACGCUGAAGCUGUUCGUGCGAGCCGGGCCGGUCUCCAAACAGUCUAAACGACAUGGACUAUUUCAUUAACCCCGGAGAAUAUUUAUCAGCCCUCAUGGAUGGUGUUAGAGGCUGGAAGGAAUGAGUAGCGGAGCAUUUCACUUUGUUCGUAGCUAACAUUUAGCCCUACAUUAAAAGCUGCGCUAGCCAGCUAAGCCUUAUAAGGCCAUAUUUAACGUUAGGUUGUGUUAAGGCUGUUCUGUAUAUUUGUAACAUUGAGAGCUUGACAUUAUAAACCCGAGCACUUUUAUUCAAAUUAAAUCUAAACAACGUGGAGCCAAUUGUAAAAGAAGUAACUCACUUGUUUUAUUUUCGUUCAGUUUAUGUAGUUCACCUCAUUUCAUAUUUUUCAGAAGUAUGAGCACACAUGGACACUUUAUUCCAGGGGACACGCGGUCCGCGCGUGACGGUGACGAGCGCACUGACAGCUCGUGGAUAAGCGUGUUCUCUCUGGUCUCGAGGCCUGCGUGGUCUCUCCUGCAGAGGUAUUUCCCCGGAAAGACACAGACUGCAUUUGAAAUGAAGUCACACCUUGAUAUCGGAAACUCUUUAACGCCUCUGAACGUAGCAUACCUCCACUGCCAGCAUGAAAAUGCUGCAAGCGUGGCCCCUGGAGACCCUGGCACUCUUACCUGGUUCACACAGGAAUCACUGACUGAACUGGGAAUUCAAAACACUUCCCAGAAAGAUUUCAGCCUUCAAAAGCAGGCAUCAGUCGGAUACUUGGGAACAGCAAGAAACUUGCUGAGCCAGGUGUUAUUGAACACCCAGGAAAAAAAGCGUGCAAAACCUGAAAGCGCAUGCGAUUUGUGCCCGGAUAUGGUGUCUGUGCGAUCCACUAAUAGCUGGUGGCAGGGAGGAUUUUUGGAGGCCAAUGACAGACCUCCAAACGUGCUGCUAAAUGUAGCACAAAGCAGAAAAGAGACUGAUACGAGCUGGCAGCAUUGUGGAGAACAUCACAGUGUCGGCUAUUGUCAAAGCAAUGAUGGGCCAUCAAUGCACAACGAAAGCGCUAGACCCUUGUGCUCCAAAGAGCUGACCCACAAUGCACUGCUGCACAUGUCCAAAACAGAAUCACUCUCAAACUCAUACCAGCUUCCACUAGAUGUUGAGCAGCAACUGCUGGUUUGUGGUAGAGCCUACAGUGAAGUGGCUGUUCUGACACCUGACCAAGAUAAUGGCUACUCCAGCUUGGAGGAAGAACACUCGAAUAGUAAGCUUCAUAUGAAACUGCUUUCCAAGGAGCAGGAGGUGUCGGAAACAACCAACCCCGUUGCCUCCGAAGACGACUCAUCUCAGAGUAACACUACUGGGAGUGAGCUACAAAGCCUACCUAUCUCAAUUGAGGAGGGAAUUAAGGAAGGAGAGGAAAAGGAGUCUGAGAAGACUGUAGAAGCGGCUGCUGACAAUGUACCUCUUUUAGCCACGCCUCAGUGUGAAAACAAGGUCAUCGCUUACAUCAUGGGCAGCCCUUGCAGUGGCGAAUCUGAAUCGGAGGAUGAUGAUGAUGAUGAUGAUUGGGAUAGUAAUGAUGAUGAUGGCUUUGAUAGUGAAGGCUCAUCCCACUACUCCGAUUCGGAGGACCUGGCUGACAGCGAUGAUGAAUCCGAGGAAGAUUCAGAUGGAGAGGAAGGCAACUCUGAGGCUGAGAGACUGUGGAACUCUCUGUGCCAAAACGGGGAUCCUUAUAAUCCAAGGAACUUUACAGCUCCUAUAAGGACAGCCACCAAGCCAAGCCCUGCGACUACAGGCUCGCCGGUCUCAGAGUCUCCUCCAGCGCAUAUGUCCUCCCAGCCAUCUUCGCCUUCUUCAUCAUCACCCUCACUUUCAGAAAAUGAAUCCAGCGAAGACGUCUGCGAGAUGGAUGAGGAAGAGAACUGGAGAUUAUGGAACUCUUUUAGCUGCUCAGCAGACCCAUACAGCCUCCUCAACUUCCAGGCCCCCGUACAGACUAAGAAACCCCCCAAAGGUUGCCGUAAGGAGAAAGCGCCUGGAACGCCACGCUAUAAGAGAGAGGAGGCUGAGGAGAGGCUGGACAGCGGAUUCUCAGAGAUUUCCCCUGUGCCAUGCUCAAGCAGUGCCACAGCCAUUCACUUGAAGAAGGUGACAUUUGUAGAGGAGGUGGAGGAGUUCUAUGCCAGCAGCGACGAGGACCGUCAUGGACCCUGGGAAGAAAUCGCUCGCGACCGCUGUCGUUUUCAGCGCCGUGUUCAGGAAGUUGAAGAGACUAUCAGCUUCUGCCUUUCUCCUAAUUUUCGCCUGGACAUUUUUCAAAGACUCUACAGUUCUAGCUAAUUAAAAAAACUUGUUUGGCAGUAAAUGUAAACGAUGAAUGACAAAUUAUAUAUAUAUAUAUAUAUAUAUAUAUAUAUCUCAAUAGUUUAAUUCAGGGCAUCGGGUGGCCCUUUAACUGUUCAAAGGGCUCACAAGUCACAAAUUCAAGGGACUCCACGGUUCCUGCCAGGGAAGGUCACCUCACUCGAUUCGUGGUGAAAUGUUUUGUGCUGAGUGUCGUGUGGAUUUUGGAAAUAUGCAUUUUGCUUUUGGUUUUCAAGUCGAGCUGUCAUUUUCAGCCAUUAAAGCAAUAGUUCACCAAAAAGUGAAAAUUUGCUCACUAUUUAAUCUCCCUCAAGAGUUUUUUUAUUCUCUUGAACACCUAAGAGGAUAUUCUGAAGAAAGUCGAAACCUGUAAAUGUUGACUUGCAUAGAAUGAAAAGCAAAUGCUACUAAAGUCAAUGGCUACGGGUUUACAGCUUUAUUUUUUUAAAAUAUCUACUUUUGUGUUCAGCAGAAGAACGUCAAACAGGUUUUGACAAGUAAAGGGCGAGUAAAUAAUGACUAUUUUAACUUUUGUGUGAACUAUCCCUUUAAUACCAUUUCAUUUUCAGAAGAAAAACAAAAAGGAACUACUCAUGUCAUGUCUGUUUUAUCACAUGAUUCCCAUUCAGAAAACAAAAACCAUAUUGCUUGCUUUCAUGCUUUUUGGGAAGUUAAUUCAUUGACUCAAUUGAUGUGGUUUUAGUCAUGCUUACACACAAACAUGCGCUAACUUCAACCCAUUAAGCAACACUUAACUGACAUUCAUCUCUCACUCAGAAAAGUAUUAGCGCAGAAGUAUUCUUAAAGGAAAGUAAAGUGUUAGCACUUCAAUCUGUAUUGUCUUCAUCUUUCAGGCCUUCUUACAAACCCCUCGUGUUGUAACCUCAAAGCCAAAGAUAACAUACUUCUGCUCUGCAAAGAAUCAUUAAGCCAGGGGCGCACCGGGUGAACGAUCCCCCGAGAAAUCGCACUCAUUACCCACAUUAAAUCCUAGUGGUAUUUUGCCGGAGCCGAGCAAUGCUUAUAUCAGUGUCUGUUCCUGUGUUAGAGUGAAGAUAUAUGGGUGUGGGCCUUAGUGCAAUGUAUUUGCAUGAUCCUAAAUGGAAAGAUGUCUUUUUUCUCCCCCAUCACUAUUUAUUGGACAUAACCAUGCGUGGAAAUCACUGUCGUGUAACGGGGUUUUUCUCUGUGCUUUGAACUGUGGCAGCUGUGACAAACAGUAAAAAUCUUGAAUAUAAAGGUGAAAUGCAGGGACAAGAUGCAUGUUUUUGAUCUGAUCUAUAUAAUAUGCUUGAUGUUGAAGCAUAAGAUUUGUUAAUCAGUACAGUUAACAUAAAAACAUUUUAUUUUUGUAAUACAUUUUAGCAGUUAAGCAUCUGUUAUGGGAUUUGUGACAAAAAAAGAUUAGUGCUAAUUUAAUUAAUCAAUAAAACAAUGCAGGAGAACUC